AUGGUUGUCCUGAGGGUAAGGAAUGUGCACAAACGGAAAUAUGCACUCAUCUGCCUCUGCCUUGUUGGCUUCAUCAUGUACAGAUAUUUUAGGUCAUCCUCCAGCAUGCCAGCCAAGGGCCGGAGGCUGAGCAGGAAGGUGGGCCUCGCCGCCAACACGUCCCAGUUCACCCUGGAAGGAGAGCCUUUCCGCAUCCUUGGGGGGUCCAUCCACUAUUUCCGGGUGCCCAGGGCGUACUGGAGGGACCGUCUGCUGAAGAUGAAGGCCUGCGGCGUCAACACCCUCACAACAUUCGUGCCUUGGAGUCUGCACCAACCAGAGAGGGGGGCCUUUGAUUUCAGCACUCAGCUGGAUUUAGAAGCCUACAUCAGUCUGGCAGACGAACUGGGGUUGUGGGUGGUUUUACGUCCAGGGCCUUACAUCUCCUCCGAGCUGGACCUGGGAGGACUGCCCAGUUGGCUUCUCCGAGACGGCAGCAUGAAGCUGAGGACAACGCACCCAGGGUUCACUCAGGCCGUCAACGCUUACUUUGACAAACUCAUACCGAAAAUGGUUCCACUGCAGUUCAAGAAGGGAGGUCCCAUCAUCGCAGUGCAGGUGGAGAAUGAAUACGGCUCAUAUGCCAAGGACCAAAGCUACAUGCUUUUCAUCAAAGAGGCUCUACAAUCAAGAGGAAUCAGCGAGCUCUUACUCACAUCAGACAACCACAAUACAUUGAAAUCUGGGGGUGUGGAAGGAGCCGUCCGGUCCCUGAAGCUGCAGAAGCUGAAUCAGAGAGACAUCCAGGAUCUGAUGGCCGUCCAGCCUAACGGCCCCACCAUGGUGAUGGAUUACUGGACCGGGUGGUACGACGUGUGGGGGGACCUCCACCAUGUGCUGCCCCCUGAGGAUAUGGUGUCCACCGUAAGGGAGAUUCUGAGGAGAGGCAUGUCUGUCAACUUGUACAUGUUUCACGGAGGAUCCAGCUUUGGAUUCAUGAGCGGCGCCCUGUCUGAUCCUUCCUACAGAGCAUUAGUCCCCAGCUACGAUUAUGACGCUCCAUUGACCGAAGCUGGGGAAUACUCCCCCAAGUAUCACCUCCUGAGGGAUCUGCUCUCUCGAUACAACAGAGGGGACCCUUUCCCUGACAUGCCUGCUCUGCACUACAGGGAGGCCUAUGAACCAGCGAUUACCUACCAUCACCUGUCCUUAUGGGAGGCUUUGAGUUUCACUGAGGAACCAAUCAAGUCAGAGAAGCCCGUCAGCAUGGAGAAUCUACCCGUGAACAACAGAAAUGGCCAGUCAUAUGGCUACACCCUGUAUGAGACUAAGAUCAGUCGUGGAGGACUGCUGAAGUCCGGAGACAAUGUUCGAGACCGUGCCCUGGUGUUUGUAGACAGAGUCUACAUCGGCCUUUUCAAGCGCCAGAGCCUGGAGCUGGCGGUCCCUGAUGGUAAGGAACGGCGUACGUUGAGUUUAUUGGUGGAGAACUGCGGCCGCGUUCACCAGGGAAGAGACCUUGACAAGCAACAUAAGGGACUAGUGGGAGACAUUUUAUUAAACAAUGUCCCCUUGCGGGAUUUUACAAUAUACAGCCUGGAUAUGAAACCCAGCUUUAUUGAUAGUCUUUACCAGGCACCUUGGAAAAGUCUUCCUGAAAAUCCCGUGUUUCCUGGGUUUUUCAUGGGAAGGCUGUUUGCAUAUGGAUAUCCCAGCGACACGUUCAUGAAGCUGCCGGGCUGGGAAAAGGGCGUUGUGUUUAUCAACGGUCUGAAUCUGGGCCGGUACUGGUCCAUCGGCCCUCAGCAGGCUCUGUACCUCCCAGGCCCGUUCCUCAACAGUGGAAUCAAUCAGGUCCUUGUGUUUGAGGAGCAGGAGGGAGACUUCAAGGUCCACUUCGAGGACAUGCCAGACCUCGGCAUGGCAGCAGACAUUCAGUGA
Salarias fasciatus (jewelled blenny) is the source of this 1920-nucleotide messenger RNA. Its product is annotated as beta-galactosidase-1-like protein 2. Gene Ontology annotation, biological process: carbohydrate metabolic process. Gene Ontology annotation, molecular function: beta-galactosidase activity. The record is from RefSeq and is a predicted model, not a curated record. The transcript is spliced from 19 exons. Bases 1 to 1920 code for a protein of 639 amino acids. Lineage: Eukaryota; Metazoa; Chordata; Actinopteri; Blenniiformes; Blenniidae.